CAGUCGGUACCGCGAUGAACAUAUCUACAUGGACGCCACACUUUCCCCAGAGAUGACGGAAGAUCUGACUAUCCCAAGAUUCCUUGGUUGCGACGCCAUCAUGAAAAUGAUGAAGCAGUUUGCACUAUUCUUCAACGCCGGAUGGUCCAGUACCUACAUCCACGUGGACGCCACAGAGACGCUGUUUGCGCAAAUCACGGGACAACGACAAUGGAUUCUGAUACCGCCAACCCACGGGAAAUACCUGCAUACGGACGAUUUUAACUAUCACGCAGGGAUCUCUCCAGUCGAACCGGACGCCGUCGACCUCAUCAAAUUCCCAAAUAUUUCUAAAGUCGACAUCUACAAUAUCACGCUGUAUGAGGGGGAUAUUAUCUACGUGCCCGAGGGGUGGUACCACCAAGUUCGCACCAUGGGCGGUCCACCUAACAUGGCGAUGGCUAUUUUUGUCAAUUAUCUACUUUGUUCGGAGGGAGGAGACACGCCAGAUGGAGCAGAGGCGGCGACAACGGCGUGCAUCGCACGGAGGGAGGCUACGCCCAAAGAAAUCACUUGUAAGGAACGCAUGGAAGAUAUGCCAAUGCACGAAUUUAUCGCCCAAUACAGUUAUAUCAACCCAGACGCGAUUGAUGUGGCGUUAGAAUUCGAAUCCCCAGACGGAAAAUUGAGGACGUACAACAGCACACUCAAGAGCGGAUUUGAAAUGCCUUUGUUGGGGUUUGGCGUGAGGGGUCAACCGACUGAAAAGGCGAAAAUAUCCACCGCGCAUGCGUUGCGACUGCAAUACAGUCUCUUCGACACAGACCCAGAUGAUGAAUCCGAGGAGAUUCUAGGGACUAUUUUAGCUUCCACUCCAGAUGUCAAGCGAGAGGACGUUUUUAUCGUCGUGAAAGUCCAUCCAAGAAAUUUAGGGAGGGAAAAAACUAUCGAUUCUGUUAAAAGAUCUCUAACUAGACUGAAAACUGACUACAUUGAUUUGGUACUGAUUAAAGCGCCCUCUUGUGAUGGUAUGAAAUUCAAGUGCGAAGCAGACGAUAACCGUGGCACUUGGAAAGAAUCUUGGGAAUCUUUGGAGGAACUGAUUGAAGGCGGUAAAAUUCGGUCCCUAGGCGUGAGCAACUUUAAGAUGUCUCAGCUUCGAAAACUGAUUGGUUUUGCUAAAUUUCCCCUGUCCGUUGUACAAAGUAACUUUAACUUGUACAACAGGAAAACUAAACUGCGUCAGUUCUGCAAAGACAACGGCAUCGCGUUUAUGGCGCAUGGAUUGAUGGGAGUUUUGGAGACUGAGAACGGCACACGCGAAAGCCCUCUACUGUCCCACCCUAAGGUGGACCUUGCAGCCAAGAAAUACCGCACAACACCAGGAACAAUACUGAUACGAUGGGCCUUAAGCCAGAAUGUGACGGUCACUCCACCGUCGACCAAUCUGGAUCACAUUGCAUUUAACAGACACGCAAUAGUCUUAGAUAUAGCAGAUUCGCCCUGGGCUAUUGAUAUGCUUACUAAAAACUUCCCUCAUGUCGAUUAAGCAGAGGUGGUUGCGUCAUUGCACAGAGAUGAGCUUAUGGCACAGGUCAUUUGGCGGUCCCGGAUAACCAUAUUUCUGUGGUAUUUAUUCUCAUUCUAGAGGGACGUGCUCAAUACGCCAUCGCACAAAAGUAUAUUUGCAGCUACUUUUCAAAUUAUAGAGCUUUAGGCAUUCAUAAUUUUAAUAUAUAAUUUGGACUUGAUAAAAAAAGUCGAACUUUAAGCAUUCUUUUCAGAUGAGAUUGAUAAGAGCUUCGUUGCAAAAUGGAACAUGUUCCAACUGCCCUUAAAGUUAACGAAAGAAAAAAACGGUUCGUACGAAAAAUAAACACGCUAUUCAGACAUAAUGCAUAUAAAAAGAAACAUUAGCAACUUAGCUUGAAAAGUUUUUAUUGUUUCAUUCGCGUUGCACAUACACGCAUUUUUAAAUUUUGCUUUAAAAGGCUUCUUUGCUGGAUUCUUUAAAAGCCGUAAUCUGAAAGGUCAUUAAUCGGAAAUUUCCUUAAUCUGUGGUCCAAAUGAUUAACGCAUUUCAUUCAUGUAUUUCUAUUUUCAAUAAACAGAUAAG
Messenger RNA from Lingula anatina, 2095 nucleotides. RefSeq lists its product as uncharacterized. The record is from RefSeq and is a predicted model, not a curated record. Lineage: Eukaryota; Metazoa; Brachiopoda; Lingulata; Lingulida; Lingulidae.